AUGAACUGCCUCCUCUAUCGCACAACAUGCACCGAUUCUCCGCCAAUCGUCUCCCGGGCGCAGAGAGCGAAUCGGGGCCGACACCUUGCUUCCCUUACAGCUAGGAGUGAGACUAGACGAUCUGAAAGCCGAGGGGAAGAGACCCACGUCGAGAGAGGGGUGGAAUCGCCCCAGCUGUCGCGGCUAACACCUACGGUUGCAUCAGUUGAAGGUGACCGGCGGGUGCAAUCUGCCCCGCAUGAUCAUGACUUGGAAGCCACACCAGAUCUAUCCCUAGACGUCCAGGACCCACUAUCUGGGACCGGGGGGCUUCUAUCAUUAUCCGAUCCUUGGGAUUCCAACCUGUACAUGCCAAAUGUCUUCGACUUUGCGGGCUCGACCACCAUGCCCGACGUGACCGACUCGAUCGUGGCCGAGUUUCCGCAAUUCAACACCAUGUUCCCGGACUCCCAGGAGCGGCUGCCGGCUCAAGCUGCGUCGGAAGAAGCCAAGAGAGGACCUCGUCCCAUUUCCUUCACAGUGAGACCGCCGAAAGUGGCAGGGGUGCACUUCUUGAAGGAUGGCCUUCCUUCCAUAAGAUCCCCAUCCCUUCUCCCUGGACUAUUUCUGCGGAAGGAUCUCUGUGAGAGCAGGUAUCAAGGAUUGAAUUCUAUCGGCGGGACCUUGUCAUCAUGUCUGAUAUAUGCCAAGAAUCAGUCGCCGGAGCUUGGGGAGCAUAGCCUUCUCCGAUAUCUUAUACAAGGGAUUACCUACAUGGAUGAAGCCAACAUGUACCCCGCCCCACGAAUAGAGCCUCAAGACCUUCCAGACCGUGGUUUAGUGGAACAUGGAGUGGAGUCCUUUUUUACAGGUGUCUACUUGCGGUACCCUAUUGUCAGCCUGGAGCUACGGCACUCAUGGACCCAAUGGUAUGAAGACUGCCAUAGCCCGCCGGACCCGGUUCAGUUUUUGUGUAUCUGUAUUAUGGUCGCAAUUGGUGCAACAGCACAUCCCAACGCCCCCACAGAGGAGAUGCAGCAGAAAAUUUCGGCUUUACAUCAGCGAGCGUGGUCACGGAUGGACUAUAUCCUGGCCCAUCCAUAUACAGGUUCCGUGCAAGUCAUUCUUCUUCACACACUAUACUUCACCCAGCAAGGCAAGUUGGGCAUUGCAUGGUCAACCUGCGGCACGGCGCUACGGGUGGCAGAAUCAAUCGGCCUGCACCGGCACACACCCAGUGAUCUCCAGCUGAGUGAAGAUUUGGCCCGACUGCGGGCACGGUUAUGGUGGAUAGGCUUUAGCCUGGAUGCCUUUUUGUCAUUGAGCGAGGGUCGGCCGACAGCAACAUCAUCUGAUAAAACAGAUACCAGAUUAGAGCCUCUGACCAUUCAGGAGUGCCCACACAAUUGUGAACCGCUACCAAGCACCAUGAUCUAUACCUGGCAUGUUACCCUUGCUUGUCUGGUAAACCAGAUUGCGGACAUUAUUGGUCGCGAGAAAGCGGCAAAAGAGCGCCUCUCUUGCCUGGCAGACUUGGACAGCCAACUAAUUGCCUGGCGCGAUGCAAUCCCGCUCGAGUUCCGGCCAGAACAGGAGAAUAUCGCACCUGUUCUAUUGCGACAUCAUGUCACGUGGUUACAUGUACAAUUCUUUCAUGUAAUGCGAACAUUACACUGGACUUCUAUGCUUCUCUGCCACCAAGGAGAUGAAACGGUCCUCACUGACAAGUAUCGCCGUCUUCAACAUAGUGAGGCUAUCUGUGUUGCGUCUGCCCGAUCUCUGAUCAGGACAUCGAAUAAUCGGUCGGUCGUCUCGGAUACCCAGGAAAUCCGCAUGCUGGGUGCACCGUCGGCAUAUUUCCUCGCAGCAACCUCGACUAUCUUCAUGCAUAUUCUUAAAGAGCCCCAACGCCUUUCCGCUACGGCAGACGUCGAAUAUCUCCGAGCAGGCAUACACCAUCUAAAGUCUGAUUUUUUUGCAGCCCAAGUGGGACAGGGGGAGGGGAUACUCAUGCAAAUGUUGCAAGUUGCAGAAUCUGUCACAGAUCCUUUGAAGUCUGCAUCACAGCCCCGAUGA
This is a messenger RNA of Aspergillus eucalypticola CBS 122712, 2055 nucleotides long. Its product is annotated as fungal specific transcription factor domain-containing protein. NCBI's taxonomy places the organism in Eukaryota, Fungi, Ascomycota, Eurotiomycetes, Eurotiales, Aspergillaceae. Gene Ontology annotation, biological process: DNA-templated transcription. The transcript has a single exon. Gene Ontology annotation, molecular function: zinc ion binding; DNA binding. Bases 1 to 2055 code for a protein of 684 amino acids. The record is from RefSeq and is a predicted model, not a curated record.